AUGUUGGAACGACCAGCAACUCCUCCGCCAGCCUCCCCUUCAAAGUCUCGCCUUGUCUCUCCCUCCAAGAAGAAACAGCGCAUUCCCACACCUCCUCAUGCACCCAACUUCGAAGAGUUCUGGAAUGUUCAUGCAGUGAACACUUGGAACGACGAAUACUCCCCUCAAAAGCCCCUCAUGUCACCAAAGAAGAACCGCAAGGCAUUGCAAGAAGACUCGGACUCUCCCUCCUCAUCACCAAAGAAGUCACAAAGCCCUGCAAAGAAGACUCGCGCUGAGAUGGACGCAAAGAAGGACUUUGAGAACAGAAAGCACAAUCUUGUCGAAGACUUCUUUGCCGAGCUUGACGACAAGAUCACGGAGAACAAGAUCGGAGAUCUGGCUGCCUUGACUGGUGGUGUCAAGUUCGUCUGGAGCAAAACACUCAACUCGACUGCAGGUCGAGCAAACUGGAAGCGCGAAACAACAAAACACAGAAACCUUGACGGCUCGAUAACAACCACCCAAAAGCACCACGCCUCCAUUGAACUGGCCGAAAAAGUCAUUGACGACGAAGAACGUCUCUUAAACGUUGUGGCUCACGAAUUCUGCCAUCUUGCCAACUUCAUGGUCAGCGGGAUUAAGGAUCAACCGCAUGGCCACCAAUUCAAGGUCUGGGGCAAGAAAUGCAGUGAUGCGUUUGGUCACCGUGGUGUGGAAGUCACAACAAAACACUCCUACCACAUCGAUUACAAGUACAUCUGGACGUGCACAAACGACAUGUGCAGUCAUGAGUUCAAGCGCCAUUCCAAGAGCAUUGAUCCAGCCCGUCACUCAUGUGGAGUGUGCCGCGGUAAGCUCGCUCAAACAAAACCAGUGCCCAGAAAGCAGGCAGGUCCAACCAGCUAUGCAGCUUUCGUCAAGGCCAACUUUGCGACUCUGAAGCAGGAAAUGGCAGGAGCACCUCACAAGGAAGUCAUGGCUGCCUUGGGACAAAAGUAUCGCGACCAAAAGGCCAAGGGCGAGUUGAGUGUUGCAACACCACCGGCUGGAGUGGAAGAUAUGGCGAAGGCAUUGGAGGUGGUGACUUUGGACAGCGAGUGA
Aureobasidium uvarum is the source of this 1083-nucleotide messenger RNA. Lineage: Eukaryota; Fungi; Ascomycota; Dothideomycetes; Dothideales; Saccotheciaceae. The record is from the annotation of a GenBank genome assembly.